GAUCCAUGGGGCCUAGGGAGCUGGGAUGAGGCUGGAGACUGGGACCAGAGUGGGCUGCUGCAAUCUGCAUACAUCCCUGUCCCCAGGCAGAGAUGCCCCCCUGGAAAGGCUGGGCUGGAUGAAGUCAUGGCUGCUGCCGUCCUUACCAGCCUGUCUACCAGCCCCCUGAUUUUGGGUCCCUCCUCAGUGCCCUUUGGCCCAGAGUCCUGCUGUGAUCCUUGGAAGGAAGCUUCAGCUGGGCCAUCUGGCAGCUACAGCAGCAGCAACAACAGUGGGGACUGGGGCUGGGACCCUCCCAGUGAUCAGUCAUCUCCAUCUACACCCUCCCCACCGCUGCCCCCAGAAGCUGCCCAUUUUCUGUUUGGGGACCCUGCGCCCCGGAAAAGGAAGAAUUCGGUGAAAGUGAUGUUCAAAUGCCUGUGGAAAAGCUGCGGGAAAGUGCUGAGCACCUCCUCUGGGAUACAGAAGCAUAUUCGAACUGUGCACCUGGGGCGUCGGGCAGAGCUGGAUCAGAGUGACGGCGAAGAGGAUUUCUACUACACGGAGCUGGACAUCAAUGUGGAUUCGCUGACAGAUGGCCUAUCCAGCCUGACCCCCAUGUCACCCACUUCCUCAGUGCCCCCUGCCUUUCCCAGCCUGGACCUGGCAGUUCCGGCCCCUUUGGAGACCACAGCUGUGCCCACUAUCCUGAGCCCUGUGGUUUCUACCACUCUGUGCCACGUCCACACCGACCAUGCCUACCAGGGCUGUCUGACUCCGGGCCAUCCAGUUGGGACAGGGCAUAAGGGGCCCCAACUUCCCCAACCCACAGUCCUGAAGCCCCCCGUACCAGCCAUACCCUCUGGCCUCAAACCCACCACAGGCAUAAGGAAGCCUCGAGGUGAAGCCAAGAAGUGCCGGAAGGUGUAUGGGAUGGAGAACAGAGACAUGUGGUGCACGGCCUGUCGCUGGAAGAAGGCCUGUCAGCGGUUCCUUGAUUGAAGCCCAGCUUGUCCCAGCCCUGCCCCCAGCCCCACUUCUUGCACAGUUUGCACUGCAGGUGCCUUGAAAUGCCCCCUCCCUGGAGGCUGUUCCCUUCUCUCAUGACUCGGGGGCAGCUCCUCUCCCCUGCCCCUCUAGGGUCUCCAGAAGGCCCCUCCUCCAGCCCAGGGCAGAUGGCCCAGCCUCUACCCUCUCUUGAACUCAGCCCCCUGCUUUUUAAAAAAGGAAAUAAGCUAUUGUUCCCUUCCCCCACCCCUCCCACAGAAGGGCAGGUGGGUAGGAGGUGGUGCCGGGGAGGAUGCCUUCCCCCCACUUGCCCUGUGUGCUCAUGUGGGCGGGAUGUCUGUGACAACUCAAAAGUGCCUGAGGAAACCAGCAGUUUGCACUAAAACACGGAGGGCUCUGGCCCCAGCCCGUGCCCCCUCCCCAUGCCCAGUAAAAGGAGCCCGAGCCCGGGGCUCGGACAGUCACCCUGGGCUCCCAGCUCCCGAAGUCGCCCUGCCUGCACGUGACCGGGUUCUUCCUUUUGCUUUAGAGGCCAGAGGGGCUUCCCUUGGCCUCCGUGUACGUGUGUGUCGUGUGUCUGGUCUGUAUAGUGUGUCAGACUCGCUGGUGCCUUUCCCUUCGGAAGGAAUUUCUGGGGCUCCCUAAACCGAACUCUGCAGAAGUCUGGGUGCGGGCGUGGGAGAGGGAAGCCGAGAUCUGUUUUUAGAGAUUUUACACCUUCCUGCGGCCUACUGGGGCGGCACCGAGUUGGCGGAGGUCUGGCUACGCCCCUACCCCUGGGUCUCCGCCCCCUGACUCUAGGCCGGGGAGGGCCCGUACAGCUGCAACACGCCCACGGCCCCAGGGGUUCCAGCUGUGCCCUCCGCCCCCGCGCGGAGCCUCCGGCGCCGGCUCUCAGUCGGGGGAGGGACUAGUUGCGGGGGCCGGAGCUGGCUGGAGGCUCCAGUGCCUAGUCCCCGCCCCCUGGAGAGGGACAGUGUCUAAUGCACUUUGAAGGGGACCGUGGAGAGGCCUCCCGGCUCUGUCGGAAUUUCUCUCACAUGCUCCCUCUCCGUUCCCUGCCCCGCGAUGCCGCCCCUUCAGGUGCGCUCGGCCUGGGCCCUAGAAUCGGGAAUCACAUUCCAAACUUUCUUCGCAAACCGGUUUUCGUGAAACUUUCCUGCUAAACUAACGACGUUAGGUCUUCACUGAGAGUUUGAAGGGAAAGAAAAUUGCACUGUCCGCGGGGUCCCCUCCGGCUCCUGUUCUUGGCUGGGUUGGUGGGGUGGGGUUGUGCGGACACUUUUUACCACGUAGGAGAAGCUCAGGUCUCUCGCUUUUGGCCCUCUUGGACACAGCUGUAUCAGGGCGAGAAAAGAAAGUAAAGAUGUGUUUUCGGUAUUUUUUUUCCAGAA
This is a messenger RNA of Gracilinanus agilis (Agile Gracile Mouse Opossum), 2381 nucleotides long. It is a transcript of the gene SLC2A4RG, whose product is annotated as SLC2A4 regulator. NCBI's taxonomy places the organism in Eukaryota, Metazoa, Chordata, Mammalia, Didelphimorphia, Didelphidae. Gene Ontology annotation, biological process: regulation of transcription by RNA polymerase II. The record is from RefSeq and is a predicted model, not a curated record. Bases 127 to 981 code for a protein of 284 amino acids. The transcript is spliced from 7 exons. Gene Ontology annotation, cellular component: nucleus. Gene Ontology annotation, molecular function: RNA polymerase II cis-regulatory region sequence-specific DNA binding; DNA-binding transcription factor activity.